Ipomoea nil (Japanese morning glory) is the source of this 1149-nucleotide messenger RNA. RefSeq names its product putative F-box protein At5g52610. The record is from RefSeq and is a predicted model, not a curated record. Bases 1 to 1149 code for a protein of 382 amino acids. Gene Ontology annotation, molecular function: protein binding. NCBI's taxonomy places the organism in Eukaryota, Viridiplantae, Streptophyta, Magnoliopsida, Solanales, Convolvulaceae. The transcript is spliced from 3 exons.
AUGUCCGGCGACCAAGGAGCGAAAGGUACUGGGGUAUUAAUAAUGCUUGGCGAUGGGCAUAUUGAUUUGCCCGCAGAUAUUAUAAUUGAGAUUAUAUUGAGGUUCCCUGUGAAAUCCAUUUAUAGAUCUAAGUGUGUGUGCAGAGAUUGGUAUAAUGUAAUAGAAAGUCGUGAGUUUAGAGAACAUCAUUAUGCACUGCAAAAUGAUUCAACAUUUAUCAUUGAGGAUUAUUCGGGUAUCGUAAAGAUCUUUACAGAAGAAAAGUUGAGAGUUGUGGAAAAUAUUAAGAUAUCAGUGUUGAAUUAUAGUGAAACCCUUGUGAAAAAUGUUGAUAAGAUGCAGGUGUGGGAUGAUUGUGAAACCCAUCCGUGUCGUGGCUUAUUCCUUUUGCGCUUUUAUCGUUAUCGCUUUGGCAUAUUGAACCCUAGAACUAGAGACUUCAAACUUCUCCCGAAGAUGCCCGAUGUUGUUACUCGUUGGGACCCUAGUAGAGAUGAGUACAAGGUUGUUUUCUUCCACUAUGAUGGUCUAGGUGGCUUGACAGAUCAAUUGAAUAGUGAUUCUCUAGUUGUCGCGGUAUAUUCAUUGAAGAGCGAUUCUUGGAAACUUCUCGACUCUCCUCCGCCUAAAUUGAAAAGCGGAUGCAUUAAAAAUAGUAAGGAUUGGAAUAUACACAUAAAUGGGUUUUGUUACUGGCUAACAUCAUAUGGCCACCAUCCUUCACUAGUGUCUUUUGAUGUGGCUCGAGAGAGAUUUGGGAUGGUGACAUUACCCCCUAAAGUGAUGAAUGGAAAUCACACAGUCCUUUCCACUUACUACAAUUCACCAGCAUUGUUGUAUUGGAGGAGAUAUGAGGUGAUGGAGAUUUGGGUUUUGCAAGAACAACAACAAUAUUGGACAAAAGCUUUCAGCUUUAGACAAAUGGAUCCUGAAAUACGAGCAAUCGGAAUUUGGAACAACACUCAUGUUCUGCUGCAAAGAGGAUAUGCAAACAAACCUUCGAAACAAUUUUUUAUGUAUGAUAUGAAUAAUGACCAUCAUGAAGAAGAGAAGGUGGUCUUCACAAGUGACCACCGUCUUACAACUUUUCCCAAUUAUAAAAAGAGCCUAUUCUGCCCAACCAAGAUGGCUAAGGAUACAAACUUGUAA